AUGGAUUCCGGCACGUGCCUGUUGUCCCUACUGGUGGUGCUCCCAACGGUUAGCCACAUUCGUUCGGAGCCGAUCCUGAGGCUGUCGUCGGAGAAGGUGAUCUUGAGUGAUUAUUGCGACAACUGGAGGCUGGCCGUGGAGACAAACAACGCGAGGGAGCGCGUUCCGACGAAUUGUGUGAAUUUCGUGGCGGAGUACAUGAUCGAAGGCCAGUACUGGAGGGACUGCGACGUGGUCGGGAAUUUGUCGUUGGCAUUCACAAGGAGCGUGAAAUUGGUCGAAGAUGGAAGAGACGCCUGGGUGUUCGACGAGAUAAGACACUUCUCUCCAACAUACCUUACUAAGAAGAAAUUGGAUUCAGAUUUGAGAUCUUCAAUGAGACUUCCUUCAAUAAUUGGGUGA
Sphenostylis stenocarpa is the source of this 402-nucleotide messenger RNA. The record is from the annotation of a GenBank genome assembly. NCBI's taxonomy places the organism in Eukaryota, Viridiplantae, Streptophyta, Magnoliopsida, Fabales, Fabaceae.